GUGUGUUGAGCGCAUGCGUUCUGUGGCAGCCUAGAAAAAGGGGCUGCUGGCGGGCCGAGCUGAAGACAUGGAACAGGGCUACGGAGGCUAUGGGGCAUGGAGUGCUGGACCCACCAACACCCAAGGUGCCUAUGGAACCGGUGUGGCCAGCUGGCAAGGUUUUGAAAACUACAAUUAUUAUGGCGCCCAGAACACCAGCGUCACCACAGGAGCGACCUACAGCUAUGGCCCAACCUCGUGGGAGGCCACCAAGGCCAGCGAUGGCCUGGGAGCUGGGGGCCCUGCUGUGCACAUGGCUUCUUAUGGCCCAGAGCCGUGCACCGACAAUUCCGACUCCCUCAUUGCCAAGAUCAACCAGCGUUUGGACAUGAUGUCCAAGGAAGGAGGCAGGGGCGGGAGCAGCAGCGGUGGGGAGGGCAUGCAGGACCGGGAGAGCUCCUUCCGCUUCCAGUCGUUCGAGUCCUAUGACUCCAGGUCUUGCCUCCCCGAGCACCAUCCCUAUCGCCCCAGCUAUAGCUACGAUUAUGACUUUGACCUGGGGCCUGACCGAAAUGGUGGCUUUAGCAGUCAGUACAGCGACUGCCGGGACCCAGCCCGUGAGCGGGGCUCCCUUGAUGGCUUCAUGCGGGGCCGGGGCCAGGGCCAGGGCCGCUUCCAGGACCGGAGCAAUCCCAGCACCUUCAUGCGCAGCGACCCUUACAUGCCACCUGCAGCCUCUUCCGAGCCCCUGUCUGCUCCCUGGACUGAGCUGAACUAUGUGGGUGGGCGGGGCCUGGGAGGCCCCUCCCCCAGCCGGCCGCCUCCUUCCCUGUUCUCCCAGUCCAUGGCCCCUGACUUCGGUGUGAUGGGCAUGCAGGGGGCUGGCGGUUAUGACAGUUCGGUGCCCUAUGGAUGUGGCCGGUCACAGACCCGGAUAAGGGAUCGGCCCAGGCGGAGAGGGUUUGACCGCUGUGGCCCAGAUGGCAUGGGCAGGAAACGGAAGCAGUUGCAGAUCUAUGAGGAGCCGGAUGCCAAACUGGCCAGGGCUGACAGCGAAGGAGAUUUUUCCGAAAACGAUGAUGGAGCUGCUGACUUCCGGUCAGGAGAUGAAGAAUUCAGGGGUGAGGACGAAUUCUUCGACCCCGGGAGGCAGAGAGGGGAGAAGGACGAUGAGGAUGAGGAAGUAAAGAAGAGAAGAGAAAAGCAAAGGAGGAGAGACCGGAUGCGAGACCGAGCAGCUGACAGGAUUCAGUUCGCUUGUUCUGUGUGCAAGUUUCGUAGCUUUGAAGAUGAAGAAAUCCAGAAGCAUCUACAAAGCAAGUUUCACAAAGAGACACUGAGGUUUAUCAGUACCAAACUCCCUGACAAAACAGUGGAGUUCCUCCAGGAGUACAUCGUAAACAGGAACAAGAAAAUUGAGAAGCGGCGUCAGGAGUUGAUGGAGAAGGAAAGCACGAAACCCAAGCCAGAUCCUUUCAAAGGGAUCGGCCAGGAGCACUUUUUCAAGAAGAUAGAGGCCGCUCACUGUCUGGCUUGUGACAUGCUGAUCCCCGCACAGCAUCAGCUCCUCCAGCGGCACCUGCACUCGGUGGACCACAAUCACAACCGCAGGUUGGCUGCUGAACAGUUCAAGAAGACCAGUCUCCAUGUGGCUAAGAGUGUUUUAAACAACAGACACAUAGUGAAGAUGCUGGAAAAAUACCUCAAGGGUGAAGACCCUUUCACCAGCGAAGCUGUCGAUCCAGAAAUCGAAGGGGAUGACAAUUUGGGAGGUGAGGAGAAGGAGGAGACACCCGAGGAGGUGGCCGCGGAGGUGUUGGCCGAGGUCAUUACGGCAGCAGUGAGAGCGGUAGAUGGGGAAGGAGCGCCGGCUCUGGAAGGUGGUGACGCGCUGGCCGAAGGGGAAGACCCUGUGGACGCGGCCGAGGCCACUCGCGGUCCCCACUCUGAACAGCCACUGGAAGUGGAGACACCGGGUGGCGUGGCCUUGGAGAAGGGCGGCACCGAAGCGGAGGCCGGAGGGGAAGUGCAAGCGGCCGCAGCAGAGGCAGAAGGCACUGUCAGGGUCUCGGCCCUGGCCCCGGCUAUCACCGAAGCCAAAGCAGAACAGACUGAUGCAGAACCCAAAGAUGUCCUUCCCACAGAAUGAUCCUCCUCCCUGUUGCAAGGGAUGGGUUUCAUAACGCAUUGCUCUUUUUCUCCUUUUGUUUGUAAGCAGAACUAGGGUGUGUGUUACUGGAACAUGCUGGAAACUUUGGUGAAGAGACCCAGCCAUUUGCUUCAACAAAGUGUACCUCGUGGGGCUUGUCUUUAGGGUUGUAUGGCUUUCUGCCUUGGCUCGCAGGCUGCAGAAGUUGUACAUUCCCCCAAGUGGCUGUGAAGUCUCUACACUGCAGGUGGAAUAAUAAAAGUUGGCUAAUUAGAUUUUGAUGA
Messenger RNA from Odobenus rosmarus divergens (Pacific walrus), 2412 nucleotides. It is a transcript of the gene AKAP8, whose product is annotated as A kinase (PRKA) anchor protein 8. Gene Ontology annotation, cellular component: nuclear matrix; nucleus. The record is from RefSeq and is a predicted model, not a curated record. The coding region runs from base 68 to 2128 and encodes 686 amino acids. Lineage: Eukaryota; Metazoa; Chordata; Mammalia; Carnivora; Odobenidae. Gene Ontology annotation, molecular function: DNA binding; protein kinase A regulatory subunit binding. The transcript is spliced from 14 exons.